This is a messenger RNA of Plenodomus lingam JN3, 198 nucleotides long. NCBI's taxonomy places the organism in Eukaryota, Fungi, Ascomycota, Dothideomycetes, Pleosporales, Leptosphaeriaceae. The record is from RefSeq and is a predicted model, not a curated record.
AUGGGUAACCAAGGUAUAGAUCCCACGCGCGGAUUAGAAAGUCUAUCGACGUGCGGGUGGGGCAUGCUUCCGCGACGUGGUGGCAUGUCAUAUGACCAUGGGUUUAGCGUUGGGCGACUUGGGCUUUACUCCAAGUGGUUAGAAUAUCCCUGUAGGUUCAAGUCCACGUUACAGCGGCAAAUUUUUAUAGUUAUAUAA